Hemisphaericaspora subhashii is the source of this 1896-nucleotide messenger RNA. RefSeq lists its product as uncharacterized. The coding region runs from base 1 to 1896 and encodes 631 amino acids. Gene Ontology annotation, biological process: positive regulation of transcription by RNA polymerase II. The transcript has a single exon. The record is from RefSeq and is a predicted model, not a curated record. Gene Ontology annotation, molecular function: transcription cis-regulatory region binding; metal ion binding. NCBI's taxonomy places the organism in Eukaryota, Fungi, Ascomycota, Pichiomycetes, Serinales, Debaryomycetaceae.
AUGGCUAAAGACGAUUCUAAUCUGCUGUCGUAUAAUAAUAACAACGUGGGAUCAUCAUCCUCCUCAUCUCAACAACAACAACAACAAAACCAGCAAGGUAAACAAAUUAAACAACAGAGAAGAUCAAGACAUCAUAAAUCUAAAUAUCCUCCUCGUAAUGAUAUUAACUUACAAAUUGAAACUCAAUUAAAACAGCAAUCCGUUGUUAAAAGACCAAAUGGUGGUAAUUCACGUAAGAAUCAAAUUUCAAUUAAUCAUUUAUUGGAUUUCCAAUCUUAUAAAGAUCUGGAAGAAUACCAAUCUAAUAAAUCAAAAAGACGUGGCAGUGGAACUAGAAAUAAUUACAAUAACAAAUUUUAUCAACCUCCAAAAAUUCAAUUAACUGGAAUGAAAUUUAUAAAUGUAAAUUAUAAAUUUGUAAUUGAUAAUAGAAAACAAUAUCGUAUUCAACAAUUAGAUCCAAAUAUUCCAGUAGAUAUUGAAGAUAUCAUUCGUAUAAUUGUUCCCAAGGGAAAUGCUUGUCCUAUUUGUUUAGCUGAUGAUCCAAUUGCUCCCCGGAUGAUUACUUCAUGUGGUCAUAUAAUUUGUUUAAAAUGUGUUUUGUCAUUAUUAGAAAGUGAAGUUCCCAAGGCUAAAAAAACAGAAUCUUCGGCAAUUAUUGAAAAAUAUCGUGAUUGUCCAUUAUGUUCUUGUGUUAUUCGAAAGAAAGAAUUAAAACCAGUAUUAAUAAAUACUCAUAUUGAUGAACGAUUUGAAACCCCCAAAGUUAAUAAUGAUGUUAUAUUAACAUUAAUGAAUAGACAACAAAAUAAAAUAUUGGCAAUCCCUCGUGCAUUAUCUCAAGAAUUUAGUACUGAUGAUUUCCCUGAUAUUAUGAGUCAUGAAUUAAUGCAAUAUUCUCGAAUUUUUAAAGGUGAUUCACAAUAUUUAUUAAAUAUGUAUCAACAAGAAAAACUUGACAUUCAAAAAGCUUAUGAAGAAGAGAAAUUAAUGUAUGGAGAUGAUAAUCCUAUUCUUUUGAAAAAGGCAAUCGAUCAUAUCGAUGAUGAAAUUGAUCAUUGGAUGGCAAAAUUAUCAGCCCCAAUACCUUCCACCCCGUCCCAUUCACAAGAGGAAGACUCUAAGAUCCAUCAUCAUUCAGGUACUUUCUAUUUCUACCAAACCGGUUUUAACGCCAAUUGUAUCUAUGUCCUAGCUCCACUUGACAUGAAACUACUCAAGACAACCUAUGCAUCCUAUGAAAACCUUCCUUCAACAAUCAUAGCCAAGAUUGAAAAUAUCAGAUAUGAAGAAUUAAAUUCCGAAACUUGUUCAAGUAAAUAUAAAUAUUUAAGUCAUUUACCUUUGGGUACUCAAAUUGGAUUUUUGGAAUGUAAUUGGAAUAAAAAUGAAUAUAUUAAUCAAGAAUCUUGGGAGACAUAUAAAGUUGAUUUAAUCAAACGGACUCAAAAAUCUUUAAAGAAAUUUAAGAAAGAAGAAAGGGAUAAGAAGCGGGCGAUGGAUCAAGAAGAAAUUAAGACUCGGAAUUUUUAUAAUCGAGAGAAUGGAUUGGAGGAUCAUAUGGAUGAUUAUACGGGAUAUGUCACCGGAGGAGUUGGGGGACUUUCGAUUAUAGAUAAUCGAGAUUUAUUGCCUAGUUUAGAACGAGGUGAAUCCAGUGCCGGUGAUGGAACGGGUGGUUCGGCAAUUACUGAUUCGGAAAUUGAGUAUCAGACAACAGUAUGGGGUACAAAGAUACCAAAAGGAGAUGCACCCCAAACCCCAGAAGAAGAUAUUGAUGAUGAGGAUGAUUGGGAUGCUGAAGAGAUGAUACGAAAGGCAAAAGAGGAAAUGAACAGACAACAACAACAAGGAAAGAAGAAAAAGAAAAAGAAGUUGAUUCUUCUAUCUUCAUGA